This is a messenger RNA of Ictalurus furcatus (blue catfish), 1207 nucleotides long. RefSeq lists its product as uncharacterized. The coding region runs from base 144 to 1007 and encodes 287 amino acids. Gene Ontology annotation, biological process: regulation of transcription by RNA polymerase II; humoral immune response. Gene Ontology annotation, cellular component: cytoplasm; nucleus. The record is from RefSeq and is a predicted model, not a curated record. NCBI's taxonomy places the organism in Eukaryota, Metazoa, Chordata, Actinopteri, Siluriformes, Ictaluridae. Gene Ontology annotation, molecular function: DNA binding; DNA-binding transcription factor activity, RNA polymerase II-specific; translation regulator activity. The transcript is spliced from 7 exons.
GGUUUGAGCGUUUCAGAAACGGCUCAUCUUCACACACAACCGUCAUUAGCGUCUAUACAGAAUGGUAAACUUUACACCGUGUUAUACACAACACAUGGACAACGCCAUUCAGUCCUGUUUGGGAUCACGGUUAUCUUUCUGUGAUGUUACACAGAGAUCUCUCUUUCAGGUUUUCUCGACCACAGCAAAUCCUCAAUCGGCACCACUCAGUCCUAUUCGGGACCACAGAGAAUCGAGAGAUGGACAGCAGCCGGGCGGAUAUUCUGUUAGAUCUUGUACAUCAGGAGGAGCUGAUUCGUUUUUUUCGCUGUAAGAAGACAGAGAUCUCCUAUGGCGUAGACGAACCGCUCCUUUUCCUCAACCAGCUCCGAGACCAUGGUCUGGUACCUGAUGAUCUCUACCAGAAGAUCAUAAAGAUGAAAAGUAAGGAGAGAAAGCAGAAUGGUGUGUAUAAGGUUUUGGAAUGGCUGGAACAGGAGCGAGAGGAGUGUAUGAAGAAGUUUUGGAGAUGUGUGUUUCAGGAGCACAUCCUGCAGAAAUAUCCUUUUCUGCGCUCACUCCAAACCAGCCUUCUGGAUGGAUCCUUCAGGAUUCGUGAAAAUGCAGAGAAACCGAGCCUUUCUUUCCAUACGGAAAGGAAGGGAAAGGAGGCGGAGCAAAAGAAGGGUGUAACAAAGAGAAAGAAAAACAUUGAUGAGACAGAGGAACCAAGCCCUUCUUCUGGGUCCAGCUCUGACAUUGAGAACCCCAACAUGUGUGGAGAUAAAGAAGGCACAGUGUAUCAGGACAAGCUUGCCAGAGAGUCAGUAUCUGGUGUGGCGAUGGAUGAAUCAAGUAACGACUUUGAGGAUUACAUAAGAAGAAGAAGGGAACUACUAGAAGAAGAGGAAGAGGAAGAAGAGAGCAAGCCAGUGGAUCUGUCGCAGUUUGAGCCUGCUCUUUUACCGGUCAGCUGCGGUUCUGUCACUGGGGGUUUAUAUAAAAGCAGAUUUGCAGGUAGGUGGUAAUCAGAGCUAAGCCUAAUGGUCUGAGUGAGCUUGCAGUGUGGAUUUAGGACAUUAUGGCAAUGCACAGUAUAACUGCAAUAGGUGCACGGUAUGACUACAAUGACAUGGAACACAUAAUACGACUGCAGUAUGUGCUCAGUAUCACAGCAUGUGCCAUAAAAUGCAAGUAAUUCUGCACAGUAAAACAGUGCAUGACCGGA